Molecule: messenger RNA, 270 nt
Organism: Thlaspi arvense
Lineage: Eukaryota; Viridiplantae; Streptophyta; Magnoliopsida; Brassicales; Brassicaceae
Source: the annotation of a GenBank genome assembly
AUGCAAGCAAGGAAAGCCAUAGUCUGCGGACUCUCAGCGAAAGAAAUCAUACCACCACUUCACCAAAACACCCAACAAGCAAAUGAUAAUCAAGCAAGGAGACUCAUCAUUUGCAGACUCCCGGCAAAGGGAAUCAUACUUCAGCUCCACCAUCAGGCACGACAAGAAGUAGAUGAUGAUCAAGGACGUGAUGAAGAAGCAGAUGAUGAUCAAGGAAGUGAUGAAGAAGCAGAUGAUGAUCAAGGAUGUGAUUUGGAGGAGAUCACAUGA